AUGCGGACGACUGCAGCUCAAUCUGAGGAGGAUCCCACACAGAAGGCCACCAAAGUGGCGGCGGAGGAAGAGGAAGUUGACGAAGUUGAAGACGACGGAGAAGCCUACGACGAAGAAGACGCAGAAGGCGACGAUGUCGAAGAAGUGGAGGAGGUUGAAGAGGAAUACGUUUCCGACGAAGAAGACGACUAUGAGGGGGUGGGGGGCAAAGAGCUGGCGGGGAACGGCCACGGCGUGAAGCGGCGUCGCGAGGAGGGCGAUGAGGAAGAAGACGAGGAAGAAGAGGAAGAGUUUGUUGAUGAUGAUGACGAGGAUGACAGCGAUGACCACCCCAGCGACGACGAUGAAGAGGAGGAGGACGAGGAGGACGACGAUCCCGAGGGUCCGGAAGGUUCAGGCGUCCAUUCCCCUGCAGAAGAUGACGAAGAAGACUACGAAGAAGACGGCGACGAAGGCCACGCCGUUGCACAUGGCUCGUAUCCGGAGAACGCGAACGCUUCUCAAGACGAAGGCGAUGAAGAGGAGGGAGACGAGGUUGAGGAAAUCGAAGUUGGCGAAGAAGACGAUGACGAGGGCGGCGACCCCGGUCCCGCCAAACGAAGACGGGCGGCGUGA
Messenger RNA from Neospora caninum, 615 nucleotides. RefSeq lists its product as hypothetical. The transcript is spliced from 2 exons. The record is from RefSeq and is a predicted model, not a curated record. Bases 1 to 615 code for a protein of 204 amino acids. NCBI's taxonomy places the organism in Eukaryota, Apicomplexa, Conoidasida, Eucoccidiorida, Sarcocystidae.